Molecule: messenger RNA, 1134 nt
Organism: Phragmites australis (common reed)
Lineage: Eukaryota; Viridiplantae; Streptophyta; Magnoliopsida; Poales; Poaceae
Product: peroxidase 2-like
Exons: 2
Coding region: 82-1062 (326 amino acids)
Biological process (GO): response to oxidative stress; hydrogen peroxide catabolic process
Cellular component (GO): plant-type cell wall; plasmodesma
Molecular function (GO): peroxidase activity; heme binding
Source: RefSeq, a predicted model, not a curated record
UCCCUAUAUACUUCUAUCCUCGCUAGCUUUCUAAUCGAAGCCGAUUAACUAGCUAGCUUAAGGAGCUACUCAAGCUGAAGCAUGGCGAUGGCGACAUGCAACCUGGCCGUGCUGCUGCUGGUGGCUGCUGCUGCGCUGAGCACGCCGUCGCUGGCGCAGUCGCCGCCGCUGCGAUACAACUUCUACAACUCCUCGUGCCCGCAAGCCGAGGCGACGGUGCGCAGCGUCACCGAGGCGAUUAUCAGAAAUGAUCUCACCAUGGGCGCCGCCUUCGUGCGCCUCUUCUUCCACGACUGCUUCGUCAGGGGCUGCGACGCCUCCAUUCUUCUUGACCCGAGCAGCAGCAACCCGUCGACGGAGAAGAGGGCGAUCCCGCUGCAAGGGUACGACGCAGUGAACCAGAUCAAGGCGGCCGUGGAGGCCGUCUGCCCCAACGUCGUCUCCUGCGCCGACAUCCUCGCCUUCGCGGCGCGCGACUCCGCGGUCGUCUCCGGCGGCUUCACCAGCUUCGCCAUGCCCUCGGGCCGCCGCGACGGGACCGUCUCCAACUUCUUCGACGUGUUGCAGCACAUCCCUUCCCCGACCUUCAAGCUCCAGGACCUCAUCAACAACUUCGCCGCCAAGGGCAUGAGCGUGGACGACCUCGUCACGCUCUCCGGCGCGCACUCCUUCGGGCAGGCGCACUGCUCCUUCUUCAACGGCCGGCUGUACCCCACCGUGGACCCGACCAUGGACGCCACCUUCGCCGCCGCGCUGAAGACGGUGUGCCCGCCGCCGGGCAGCAACGGGGGCAACCCGGUGGUGAACAACAACAACGUGACGGACCCGAACAAGCUGAGCAACCAGUACUACAGCAACGUGAUCUACGGGAAGGUGCUCUUCAAGUCGGACCAGCAACUCCUGAGCAGAACCGACACGGCGGCCAAGGUGGCCGGCAACUCCGCCGACCCUGCCGCGUGGAUGGGGCGGUUCGCAGCGGCGCUGGUGAAGAUGGGCGGCAUCCAGGUGCUCACCGGGACUGCCGGCCAGGUCAGGAAGCUCUGCUACGCCACCAACCGCUAGCGCUAGCUGAUCAGGCCAAUUAAGCUAAACGAUCGAGCAGCUGCAUCUGCUAAUAUUGCAUUGCAAAGUAAU